UACCGCACCGGUCACGACAACACAAGGUCGUCGUAGCAGCAGUUCGCCGCAAACAUGAUGUCUCUUGCUGCCCGGUCAGGGGCUUUCUCCCCUUACAUGCAAGCUACAGCUGCUGCUGUGGCGGGGCCCCUGAAAACUCUGGUCCCCGGGGUUGUCUUGAAGGGAGAGAAGAUUUUACUGGACCCGAAAAAACAGUUCCUCUGCCGCGAAUCGCUCACCGGUCAAAGCCCAAAGACGGGGCCUGCUGUGACGGUCAGCAUUAAUGGCUGUGCAGGAGUCCGAUUUGCCCACACGGAUAUCAGGGUACCGGACUUCUCCGACUACCGCCGUCCAGAUGUGCUCGACCCCAACAAGUCGUCCCGGGAGAGCAGCGAAUCCAGGAAGACCUUCUCCUACCUGGUCACCGGCGCCACCACCGUGCUGGGCGUCUACGCCGCCAAGACGGUGGUCACGCAGUUCGUCUCCUCCAUGAGCGCCACGGCCGACGUCCUGGCCCUGUCCCAGAUCGAGGUCAAGUUGGGCGACAUCCCCGAAGGCAAGAACAUGACCUUCAAGUGGAGAGGCAAGCCGCUGUUUGUCCGCCACCGCACGGAGAAGGAGAUCGCCACGGAGGCCGGCGUGAACCUGGCGGAGCUGCGCGACCCCGAGCACGACAAAGACAGGUUCCAAAACCCCAGCUGGGUCAUCGUCAUCGGGGUGUGCACACAUCUGGGCUGCGUGCCCAUCGCCAACGCCGGCGACUACGGCGGUUACUACUGCCCGUGUCACGGCUCCCACUACGACGCCUCGGGCCGCAUCAGAAAAGGCCCCGCCCCCCUCAACCUCGAGAUUCCCUCCUACGUGUUUCCAGACGAGGACACCGUUGUCGUCGGAUAAACGCCACGCCUCAGACCGAGCGCCCAUCGGGCAACGGCAGCAUCUGUGUGAUUGACGUCUUCUCAAUAUAGCGACGCAUCGGAGGGACCUCCAGGUGUCAUAAUGCUGUGUUCAUGUUUGAUUUGCCAGCUGGGGGAAAUCGUUCACAUCAAUAACAACGGGUUCACUCGGUGCCACUGUUUCUCAAACAUGACAGAUGUUGGUAGUCCUGUUAUUAAAUACACAUUUAAUCUAUGGCGUCUUGAGUGAACCUUUUGGAAGAUUCCAUCCUCUUUCUGCCGCUGUCGACAUUAAAUGAAAACAACUGCUCCCCUUAAGUUAUAUUUCAUUUAAUUUGCAAAGUACAAAUAUUGUUGUCUGCUUAAUAAAGUUUUAUUUUAUUUGACAACCUGCA
This is a messenger RNA of Pseudoliparis swirei, 1270 nucleotides long. It is a transcript of the gene uqcrfs1, whose product is annotated as cytochrome b-c1 complex subunit Rieske, mitochondrial. The record is from RefSeq and is a predicted model, not a curated record. Gene Ontology annotation, molecular function: quinol-cytochrome-c reductase activity; 2 iron, 2 sulfur cluster binding. Gene Ontology annotation, cellular component: membrane. Gene Ontology annotation, biological process: mitochondrial electron transport, ubiquinol to cytochrome c. The transcript has 2 exons. The coding region runs from base 55 to 876 and encodes 273 amino acids. NCBI's taxonomy places the organism in Eukaryota, Metazoa, Chordata, Actinopteri, Perciformes, Liparidae.